AAUAAAAUGCUAGGAACCCAUUGAGAUACAGAGAGAGAGAGAGAGGAGAGAGUGUUUGGGUUAGAGAGAGAAAAUGGGGUGAAGAAUGGCGGAUGGGGGGUUUGCAAUCACAGUUGAUGAUGAUGAUGAUGAGAACCCAUGUUCAGAUUUCAUUAUUUCUGGUAGUUUUCAUGCUGUAUUGUUAUGGGAUUGAGGAGAUCAAGUGUUUCUCUGAUUUGGAGGCCAUUGAAGUUGGAGCUGCAUUUGCUACAUAACUGUUGAUUUGGGCUCAAAUGAGUAAAAUCAUGCAAUACUGAGCUCCAAAGCUGCUCUAAAUUCGGUUGUGGUAGAAAAUACCGAGUUUUGAUACUGGCCUGGGUCCAUUACCUGGAUUUUUGUUACUGGUACAAGGACCGGGAACUUGCAAGGUCAAAACCAGUUCUAUUUUUGUUCAUUGCUGGAGUCAUGGCGACAAUGCUGCAUUCUGAGUCCAGGCGCUUGUAUUCUUGGUGGUGGGACAGUCACAAUAGCCCAAAGAAUUCAAAAUGGCUUCAGGAAAAUCUUAAAGAUAUGGAUGCCAAAGUCAAAGCAAUGAUCAAGCUCAUUGAAGAAGAUGCAGAUUCCUUUGCCAGAAGGGCAGAAAUGUACUACAAAAAACGGCCCGAGCUCAUGAAACUGGUUGAGGAGUUCUACCGAGCAUACCGUGCCUUGGCAGAAAGGUAUGAUCACGCAACGGGGGAGCUCCGCCACGCCCAUCGAACCAUGGCAGAAGCAUUUCCUAACCAAGUCCCGUUUGUACUGUCUGAUGAUUCACCUUCGGGAUCUUCAGCACAUGAACGUGAACCUCACACGCCUGAACUGCCACAUCCAAUUCGUGCAUUGCUCGACCUAGAUGAUUUGCACAAGGAUGCAAAGGGUUUGAAACAGCUACACGAGAUGUUUGGGGCCAGAGAAGUAGCACUCGAAAAUUCAAGGGAUGGCAGAGAAAAAAAACUGGAUGAUGAAGUCUUGCAGUUAUCGGAUGAGAAUCAGAACCUCAAGAAUAAGGUCCAUUCUGAGGUUGAACGUGCAAGUAGAGCGGAAACUGAAAUUGAAAACUUAAAGAAAGCCCUUGUUGAUUUGCACGCCGAAAAGGAGGCUGUCCUGCUUCAAUACCAGCAGAGUACGGAGAAAUUGUCAAAUCUGGAGGGAGAACUCAAUCGUGCACAAAUGAAUUCCCGGGGACUCAAUGAACAAGCAGGCAAAGCUGCAGCUGAAGUUCAAACACUGAAGGAAGUCCUUGUUAAAUUAGAGGCCGAAAGGGAUACGAGUUUUCUUCAACACAAGGAGUUUUUGGAAAGGAUAUCUAAUUUGGAGUCUACGAUCUCACAAGCCCAAAAGGAUGCACAAGGACUCAACGAGCGAGCUAUUAGAGCUGAAAUCGAAGCUCAGUUCCUCGAAAAAGAACUUUCUAGAUUAGAGACUGAAAAAAAUGCUGGUCUUCUCCAAUACAAGCAGUGUCUUGAGAAAAUAUCUGAUUUGGAGAAAAAAUCCUCAGUUGCUGAGGAGGAAGCAAUAGUGCUUAAUGAGAGAGCCGAUAGAGCUGAAACUGAAGUGAGGGAACUGAAAAAAUCUCUUGCCGAAAUAAACGAGGAGCAAGAAGCUGCUGCUCGUCGGUAUGAGCAUUGCUUGGAGAAAAUAUCUAAGCUGGAAAGUGAACUCUCUUGUGCUCAAGAGGAAAUCAGAUGCCUUAACAGUGUGGUUCUGAUCGAGACUGCAAAACUCAAGAGUGCUGAAGAACAGUGUGUUCUGUUGGAGACGUCAAAUCAAUCCCUGCGGUUAGAGGCGGAAAACCUAGUGAAGAAGAUAGCAAUGAAAGAUCAACAACUUUCUGAGAAGCAUGAGGAGUUGGAAAAGCUUCAGGCUUGUGUACAAGAUGAGCAAUUGCAUUUCGUGCAAGUUGAAGCCACUCUCCAAACUUUGCAGAAUUUGCACUCUCAAUCUCAACAGGACCAGAACGCUUUAGCAUUGGAGCUUAAGAAUGGGCUUCAAAUGUUGAAGGACUUGGAAAUAAGCAAACAUGAUUUGGAGGAAGAAAUUCGGCAAGUUAAGGAUGAGAAUAGGAACGUGAAUGAGCUGAAUUCAUCAUUCGCCAUUUCAGUGGAGAAUCUGCAAAGUGAAAUCCUGAAAUUGAGGGAGAUGAAGGAAAGACUCGAGGAGGAGGUUGGACUACAAAUGGGUCAAACUAAUUCCCUCCAGGAAGAGAUUUCUCGUCUGAAAGAGGAAAUCAAGGACUUGAAUAAGGGAUAUCAGGCUUUAAUGGAGCAAGUGGAGUUGGUAGGUUUGAACCCAGAAUGUAUUGCGUCAUCCGUGAAAGAUUUGCAGGAUGAGAACACAAAGCUGAGACAGAUUUGCAAGGAGGACAGAGAUGAUAAAGAAGCUCUUUUCAAGAAAUUGGAGAACAUGGAACAACUUUUAGAUAAGAAUGUCAUUUUGGAGAGUUCGCUGUCAGAUUUGAGCAGUGAGUUGAAAGGGUCACAAGCAAAUGUCGAGGCAUUGCAAGAGUCUUGCCAAUCUCUCCAUGGUGAAAAAUCUGCCCUUGUUUCUGAGAAAGCAGCCCUUCUGUCUCAGUUACAAAUUAUUACUGAGAAUAUGCAGAAGAUCCUGGAGAAAAGCACCGUUCUUGAGAAUUCCCUCUUUGGUGCAAAUGUUGAACUUGAAGGUCUGAGGGAAAAAUCAAAGAGCUUAGAAGAACUCUGCAAGUCGCUGAAUAAUGACCAGUCUAAUCUUAUUGCUGAAAGAGGUACUUUGGUUGCUCAGUUGGACAAUGUUGAGCGGAGACUAGAAAACCUGGAAAUGAGAUUUGCAGUAUUGGAACAAAAAUACACUGGCAUGGAAAAGGAGAAAGAAUCCACGCUAUCUCAAGUGGAAGAACUAAAGGUGUCUCUAGGUGUAGAAAAACAAGAGAGGGCAAGUUUUGCAUUGUCAAGUGGGGCACGAUUGGCUUGUCUGGAAAACCAUAUCCAACUCUUGCAAGAAGAAACUAGGUGGAGGAAGAAAGAAUUCGAAGAAGAACUUGAUAAAGCUAUGAAUGCCCAGUUUGAGAUCUUUGUCUUACAGAAGUUUAUACAAGACAUGGAACAAAAGAAUUACACUCUAUUGAUGGAGUGUCAGAAACAUGUCGAGGCGUCCAAAUUGACGGAGAAACUGGUUUCGGAGUUGGAGAGUGAAAAUCUUGAGCAGCAGGUGGAAGCAGAACUCUUGUUAGAUGAAAUUGAAAAGCUAAGGAUGGGUAUAUAUCAAGUGUUCAAGGCUCUUGAAAUUGGUCUAGAUAAUGAACUGGACGAUGAGAUUGCAAAUGAGAAAAUAUUUGUGCAUCAUGUUAUAGAGAAUAUUGAGGAUAUGAAAUGUUCUCUCUCGAAUUACGAGGACGAGAAGCAGCAGCUGUUGGUUGAGAACUCUGUUCUUCUUACUCUGGUUGGGCAACUGAGAUUAGAAGGUGUGGAAUUUGGGUCAGAGAAGAAAAUCUUAGAGCAGGAGUUCGAAGCCAUGACUGAGCAGCUUGUGAUGGUGCGAAAUGAGAAGCACGGGCUUCUAGAGAUAAACAGACAGUUGAAAUCAGAAGUGAAAAUGGGAGACCAACAUGCAAACAUGGUUAAGGCUGAAAUGGAGCGGCUAUGUGUGCAGCAAGGAGAUUUGCAGAGGGCUUACCUUAAAUUACAGGGCGACUAUUCUCAAGUGCUUGAAGAAAACAGGUCUUUGUUGAAAAAUCUCUCGGAGCUAAAGGAAGAGAAAUGCAUGGCAGAAGAGGAAAACAAUUUUAUUCUCUUGGAAACAUUGGCUCUUGAUAACCUUUCGGUGGUUUUCAAGAACUUUGGAACUGAAAAAUCUGUGGAACUAAAAUUUCUCUCUGAAGAUAUGCACAAUCUUCAUGGGGUCAAUAGUGACCUUGAAAAGGAGGUUGGUGUAUUGGGAGGGGAAUUAGAAAUGAAAGAAAUGGAAAAUUUACUUCUCAAAGAUUCAAUGAGGAAGUUGGAGGAGGAGCUGCAUGAGGUCACAGAUUUCAAUAAUCAAUUGCGGCACGAAAUCUCAAUGGGAAAGAAUUUCUUGUGUCAGAAGGAAAUCAAGCUUUUGGAAGCAGAGGAGAAGCUUAAAGCUACAGAGGAUCUGAAUUCAGAAUUGUGCAGAACUGUGGAAGGACUGAAGAAGCAACAUGAGGAAUCAAUACUCACGAGGGAAAAUUUAGAAAAGCACAUUUUUGAAGUAUCUGAAGAAAAUACAAGCCAGAACAAAGAAAUCGAAUGCCUUCGUGAAGUUAAUGGAAACUUAGAUUCUGAACUGGGUAUAUUACGGGAAGAUGUUGAAGUACACAGAAUUAGAGAAGAGAACUUGAGUUCGGAGCUGCAAGAGAUAGGCAACGAUUUUGAAAUGUGGGAGGCUGAGGCUGCAACAUUCCACUUUGAUCUUCAAAUCUCCAACAUCCGUGAAGUUUUGUUUGAAAAUAAGUUUAACGAGCUUACUGGAGUAUGUGAAACUCUUGAAAACGAAAAUGCUUCUAAGACAGUUGAGAUAGAACAGAUGAAAGAAAGAGUUAGCUUCAUGGAGACUGAAAUUGGAGGCCUUAAGGCUCGGUUAUUUGCAUAUGCUCCUGCCAUAGAUUCUCUGAGAGAUAACAUAGCAUCACUUGAGCACAAUAUCCUCUCUCCGCCAGAGCUUAACAUUGCUGACAAUCAAGAACAAAAGGAUGUGGAAUUGGUUCAUUAUCAUGAGAAAAGCUGUCAAGAACCGAUGCAAGAUCAUAACCCUGCGAUACCGAACAGAAUUCCAGAAUUGCAGAAUUUACAGACUAGGAUCAAAGCAGUUGAAAAGGUUGUAACAGAAGAGAAGAAAAGGCUGGUGAUGCAGAAAAGCUUAAACACCAACAUCAAGCUAGACGCUGCUUUGAAAGAGUUCGAAGAGUUGAAAUCCGACUACAGUGUCAGUCUAAAAAAAGACAAACAAAUGGCAGAGAUGGAGCUUCGAGAUGAGCUCGUUGACAGACUCAAGUUGCAGAAAACAAAACCGGAAAUUUCUGAAGUGAGGAAUGGGAUUCUGAUGAAAGAUAUUCCACUUGAUCACGUUUCAGAUGGUUCGUUGUAUGGAAUAAGCAGGAGAAGGAAUCGUGGGGCUGAUGAUCAGAUGCUUGAGUUAUGGGAAGCUGCUGAAGAUGGCUGUGGUCUUGAUCGAACACUCAAAGAGUCACACAAGCAAGCAAACAAACCAACAGAGGAUGAUACUUCGUGCCAAGAGUUUGAGCAUGCAGAGCACAAGAAUGAAAAUCACUCUUCGGAGUUACAAGUUGAGAAGGAGUUGGGUGUUGAUAGAUUAGAGGUACCCACGUGUGUUCCUGAGCCACAUCAGGAUCGAAACAAGAAAAAGAUCUUGGAGAGACUCAAUUCAGAUGCUCAGAAGCUGAAGAACCUUAUGAUAACAGUAGAAGACCUGAGAAGGAAAUUGGAGAUGAACAAGAAGAGAAAAAAGGCGAAGAGCAUUGAUUUUGAGACAGUGAAGGAACAGUUGCAGGAAGUUGAGGAAACUAUCGUGCAGCUCGUGGAGGUUAACGGUCAACUGUCACAAAAUAUCGAAGAGAGUCCAUUGCAUAUGGAUGGAAAUGCUUCACCAGAGUUGGAAGAGGCCGGGGAUGUCCAAAGAAAAAGAGUCUCGGAACAGGCACGAAAAGGGUCUGAAAAGAUCGGACGGUUGCAAUUGGAAGUUCAAAAAAUCCAUUACGUCUUGCUGAAACUAUUGGAUGAAAAGAAAAACAAAGAGAGAAGCCGAUUUUCCAGGAGCAAAACAACCAUUAUCCUGAGAGACUUCAUUCACAGUGGGAGAAGAAGUAGCCCACGACGGAAAAAGGCCGGUCUUUGUGGGUGUUUCAGACCUCCAACCAAUGGAGACGGUAACAAUAUUAGCUUGUUUAGUUAAAUUAGCUCUGAAUAAUCAGUAAUUAGUCCUUGAAACGUUCCUUUUACUAUGUUAGAAGUGAUCAUUUCUUGAAUUUCUUGGUAGAAACUGUUCCGUCUUUAGGUCAGAGGAUCUGUAUGAAUUAGAUCUAAUCUAAUUUAAAUAAUCUUCUCCUUAUGAGCCUCUUUUUUCAACA
Messenger RNA from Camellia sinensis, 6097 nucleotides. Its product is annotated as protein NETWORKED 1A. The record is from RefSeq and is a predicted model, not a curated record. NCBI's taxonomy places the organism in Eukaryota, Viridiplantae, Streptophyta, Magnoliopsida, Ericales, Theaceae. Gene Ontology annotation, molecular function: actin filament binding. Gene Ontology annotation, cellular component: plasma membrane.